AUGGCUAAAUCGGCUCAGCUUUUUAUGCUGAUUAACGCAACACUGCAACGCCAACGCAACGGUGGCGGAGGAGGAGGCGGGCAUGUAUUAGCUACCGCCCACACCACCACCACGACAGCGGCGGCGCCGCAGCAGCCGCGUACAACAACGCAAUUACCGAGUGCUAGAGCAACAACAACAGUCACUACCGCUGCAGCCACGUUAUUGGUGCGCAGUAGCAGCAGAUUUGCUGCUGCCGCUGCCACAGUCGCCGCCGCCAUUUUUGCUGCUGCCAGCGUAGCGUGCGCUGGCAUUUUGGCGGGCGCCACACCCACGCCCACACCCGCCAACGCCGCUGCCGCCACUGCCUCAGCUACAACCGCAACAACAACCGUUUCAUCCUCAACGGCCAAAUCGACCUCCUCGCAUGACAGUACAAAUGCUCGUAUCGCUGUGAGUGUGGCAACUGCGGCCAAUACAAUAAGUAGCAGCAACAGCGGCGGCGUCGCAAACGCAAUUUCAACGCAGCAGUGUUUAGUUGCUGCUGCUGCUGUUGAAUUCUAUACAAUACAGCGGACAGGCAUAUCGCGUAACGCAACUACUUGCUCUACGUACACAUCCGCGUCAUGUGACAAAUCGAACGGUAGUCGAACUCGUAGUAGAAAAAAGUGUCGUGUACGCGAUCGUGAUCGCGGGCGUGUUCUUUGGCGUUCGGCGUACGCCAGUAGUGUUGAUAGCGUUCGUGAUAGCUGUGCGAGUGAGCGUGUUAAUGAGUUGAGUGUUGCUGGUGGCAACGAGGUGAACGUUGAGCGGCGAACGGAGCGUUACGAGCGCAAAAUUGGCGCAAGGCUGCGAUUUGUAGGCGAUGCAACGUUUUGCGGAAGAAGUGUGAGUACACGCUAA
Bactrocera neohumeralis is the source of this 882-nucleotide messenger RNA. Its product is annotated as mucin-5AC-like. The transcript has 3 exons. Lineage: Eukaryota; Metazoa; Arthropoda; Insecta; Diptera; Tephritidae. The record is from RefSeq and is a predicted model, not a curated record. Bases 1 to 882 code for a protein of 293 amino acids.